Entrophospora sp. SA101 is the source of this 642-nucleotide messenger RNA. The record is from the annotation of a GenBank genome assembly. Lineage: Eukaryota; Fungi; Glomeromycota; Glomeromycetes; Entrophosporales; Entrophosporaceae.
AUGACGAAUAAAUUAUCUGGUAGAGGUGUAUUUCUUGAAGAUUUGGCAGGCUUGAAUGAUGAAUUGUUGAAGAAUUUAAUGUUUUUGAAAAGAUACGAUGAUUUAAGUUUAUAUUUUUCCGUCGAUGAAGAAAUUGAUGAUAAAAUAAUUUCAAAAGAUCUUAAACAUGUAAAUUAUUGUUAUUCAUGUUAUUCAUGCUAUCAUGCUAUUCUUGUUGAUUUCAAUCGAUUAUUCCUAAAAAUUGUUAUUUCUGGAGAUGACGAUGAUUGGGAUAUCACAGAUUUGAGGAGAUGUACAGAGUAUAAAGAAGGUUAUUUUGAUCAACAUCCUUGUAUAAGAAACUUCUGGUCAAUUUUAGAAGAUUUUAAAUCCAAUGAUAAGAAAGCAUUGUUAAAAUUUGUUACAAGUUGUUCAAAGCCUCCACUUGGUGGUUUCAAAUUCUUAACUCCUAAAUUUACAAUUUGUAAAGUAUCAAUUGUGCUUGAAUCUGACUCACCAUUAUCAACAACAACACCAAAUAGUAAUAAUUUAUCAUCAAAUUUAAGACAAGUUAAAUCUUUAUUUUCUUCAAUUUCCUCCAAUUUAAAAACUUCUGUUACUAAUACAAGUAAAGCCAGAUUACCAACAAGUUCCACAUGGUAA